Messenger RNA from Funneliformis caledonium, 955 nucleotides. The record is from the annotation of a GenBank genome assembly. Lineage: Eukaryota; Fungi; Glomeromycota; Glomeromycetes; Glomerales; Glomeraceae.
AUCUGUUGAAACAAAUAACUCUCUUGAAGAAGCUAAAUCACAAGCUACAAAUACUACGGAAAGCAAAAGAAAAAGGGUUUCAUGUCAUAUGAAUGCAAAAAUUAAAACAAGAGAAAAUGAAGAACUUAGUUUAAUCGAUGAUGAUACUACGGAAAGCAAAAGAAAAAGGGUUCCAUGUUGUAUGAAUGCAAAAAAGAAAACAAGAGAAAAUGAUGAUGAUGAUGAUAAUUCACUUGAAAAUACUUAUGACCAACGAUCAUCAGUAUCAAACAUGACCAAUAUUACAUCAUCCUUAACCAGAAGCUAUUCAUUUGAAAGUACCAAUAACCAACUAUCGAUAGCAUCAAAUACAACAAAUAUCACUACAUCUUCUUUAAUUGAUCCAUUUAAAAAUAAUCUUGAAGUUUAUUUGUAUUUGGUUGAUAAGUUUAAUGUGCUUCCAGAAAGGAAUGCUUCAAAUGCAUUUAAAAUGCCUUUUUUUCGUACAAGAGUCAUAAAUAAGCAAAUCAUUGACGCACUAAUAAGGUCUUUAUUUCCAAAUAUUCAAAAUACUAGAGCAUCUGAUCGUGCUGCAUUACAGACGUGGGUUUUUGGAUGCUACCGUAAUUAUAAUGCAUCAAUGAGAUGUGAACUUCGAAAGCUGAGUAAACAACCGACAAUGCAACAGAUUACUGAGUAUAUUACAGAAAGCAAUUGGAUAGCUUUCUUAAAACAUCAUAUGAAUGUGGUAAAUGAGCAAAAGACGUUCAAGGAUCAACCUGAAAAUAUUAUCAAAUUUAACAAUUUUAUACGAUCGGCAUUUAAUCUUUUCGUUCAAGAAAAUCUUUUAGACAAAGAUGUGAUCGAUGCUGUCAAAGAUCUAAAUUAUAUAACAGUUGAUAUAGAAAUAUUUACAGCCGAUGGAAAAGAUUCUUUGCAACAAUUAGAUAUUAGAUCACUUCUCAAGUUAGACUAG